CGUCAUCAGCCUCGGUCGGAAUUGGCGGGUCGCAAAAUCUUUUGUCUGGCCGAGUAACCAGUCUAUUUCUGCAAAACCUUUUUCUUAAAAGCAUUUCAGUCGGCCCGAGGUGCUUUAAAAAAAACCCGCCCCAUAAAUUAGCACUCAUUCAGGGGUGUUGCUGUGCCAUUUUCCUUAACCGAUUCACAGCUCCUUUGACGUUGACAAGGAACCAGAAGGUUCCGCAGACUCUUCCUCGACGAGUAUGAGCCAACCAACAGACAACACUAGUGAUGCUGCAGCUGUCACCUCAGAACCUGUGCAGGCAGCUGUCAAACUGGCAUCCACCGGAGGAAAGAAGCAAACCAAGAAGAAGGUGGAGGAUGUGGUAGAAGAGGAAGAGGAAGAAUAUGUGGUGGAGAAAGUCCUGGACCGACGGGUGGUGAAGGGCCGAGUCGAUUACUUGCUCAAAUGGAAGGGCUUCACAGAUGAUGCUUUUAAUGUCCUAAUUAGUGAGGACAACACAUGGGAGCCCGAAGAUAACCUUGACUGCCCAGACUUAAUAGCAGAGUUCCUGCAGUCACAGAAGAAGGCUGGAGAUGAGAAAAAAGACCCAGGUGGCAAGAGAAAAGUGGGAGAGUCAGAUAAUGAGACAGGCAGUGAAGACAGGCCCAAGAAGAGGAAAGAUGAGGAGAAGCCACGGGGCUUUGCUCGGGGAUUGGAUCCUGAGCGCAUUAUUGGAGCUACAGAUUCCAGCGGAGAGCUGAUGUUCCUCAUGAAAUGGAAAAAUUCAGAUGAGGCAGAUCUUGUGCCAGCAAAGGAAGCUAAUGUAAAAUGCCCACAAGUAGUUAUUUCAUUCUAUGAGGAACGACUAACGUGGCAUUCGUACCCCAAUGAGGAAGAGGAGAAGAAAGAUGACAAAAACUAAAAAGCUAAAAUGCGCAACAGGGUGGUUAUUAACAGAAUGGCAGAAAUUGUUUUUCUUUCUUUCUUUUUUAAACUUUUAACUUUUGCCAUAAAUCUUGGACACUUUGGUAUUGUGUAGAAGACACAGAGUGGUGGGGGUUUCUGGAGAUUAAAUAUUCAAGAGUCGGUAUAGCAACUGCAGCAACACUUCCAUUUGAUUUGUCUUUCUCUCCCCCUCCUUUUUUUCUUUUUAGAUUUUUUGUUUGUUUGUUUGUUUGUGGGAAAUUUAGUCUACCAAGCUUCAAGUUAAAGUUCUAAGUCAGUGUUUGUCUCAGAUACGGUUUUAUGUAACUUGUAACUAACUUAUGUAUUGUGUUGUGAAACAUGUCCACUGGUAAUUUUAAGCAAGAAUAAACAAACAGUUCAUGAAUA
Silurus meridionalis is the source of this 1317-nucleotide messenger RNA. It is a transcript of the gene cbx1a, whose product is annotated as chromobox homolog 1a (HP1 beta homolog Drosophila). Gene Ontology annotation, biological process: negative regulation of transcription by RNA polymerase II; chromatin organization. Gene Ontology annotation, molecular function: chromatin binding. The transcript is spliced from 6 exons. Lineage: Eukaryota; Metazoa; Chordata; Actinopteri; Siluriformes; Siluridae. Bases 245 to 907 code for a protein of 220 amino acids. The record is from RefSeq and is a predicted model, not a curated record. Gene Ontology annotation, cellular component: nucleus; pericentric heterochromatin.